CUGAUGCUCCGUGGACGCAAGGUGAACACCUCCACGGUCUGACCUGCUCUAUAUGUGCGUGGAACCUGCGUGCGUCUUCAGCUUGGAUCCGACAAUCACUCGGCGCGCGCUCCGGAGCGCUUUUUGGUGCUACUAAAUCCAGACAAAAAGCGGACUACAAAAACCAUGAGGGAUCUCUGAGGUGGCAGUAACUUUACCCAGCCAGACCUAUUCGAGCUUCCCCUCGGCUGCUUCCGAAGGGUUAAGCCCAUGAGCAGGUAUAUCCUUCGUGAGCGUGAUUCUAUUUUCACCCAGAUUUCUGCUGCCGGGACAAAUGCAUACAAAUGCAUUUAGGAGCUCAACGGACAAGGAGUGGACACGUUUCCGCGGCAGCAACGUGGAACUUUCUUCUGCUCCUGUCAGUAUGCUCCACAGUACACUCUGGAGACGACGACUAUCUAGCACAAGGAGUGAAUAUCCUUUAUCAGCUUGGGCUCACAGUUCAGAGUACCACAGACGAUCCAUACGAAAGGACUGCCUCACCUUCAACCACUUACACCACUGUUCCCUCACCAAUAAAUCUCCCAUUUCCUGGACAUGGGGUAAUACUACACUCAAACUCUCUUUAUGAGGCUCCAGCAGGCAGUCUCUUUCCUCCGGAAUUCGGUGAGGAGUUUUCUGUUAUUGUAAGCGUAAGCUCCUGGCGAGCAAACAACGCUUUUAUUUUCAGUGUCAGAGAUGGUAGGGACAGGUUGCGUUUUGGCAUUCAGCUCCUGCCACGCAGAGUGGCGGUCUACACAGCAGAGAAGGCCUCCAUCUACUUUACCUACAACUGGCAUGAUGGACGCCAGCACCCUUUUGCUAUUGCCGUUAAGGCACACUCAGUGUCCUUCUAUGCAGAUUGUGGAGCGGUGUACCAGUGGGAGCAAACCCUGGGGAGGUCUGAGACACUUAGACAUUCUGGUGGUCUCUUCACUUUGGGGAGGAUGAACUCCAAAGCUGCACCCUUCAACGGUCGAGUUUGCCAACUAGAUAUAUAUCCCUCGGCCCAAGCUGCUGCACACUAUUGCAACUACCUUAGAAAACAGUGCCGGCUGGCCGACACGUACCGAUCGUCUUUGACAGACCGUGCUUUGAAAGUUGAGGCAAAAUAUCCCCCCUCUAGCCCCUCGACAAUAGCCUCUCUUGGAAUAACAGAUACUCAUCAAAUGCUGGUGAAAAAGGCAACCGUGACUCCUGACAGUGUGCCCCUACAUGAUUCAACCUCGAGCCCUUUACCAGAAUCUCAUAUGGCGGACCAGAACCUCAUAUCUGAAUAUAAACCCCUCAUCAAAUCAAACACAUCCUCAAUUCAGGCUGGCAGCUCCAGUUCGGCUACUCUGGAUUUCACCCAAAGUACAGAAACUGUUACCACGACCCAAAGCAUGUUGUCUAAACGACCAAAAUCCCAAGGGGACACUGAUCAGUUUGAGAACAGCACCGAGGACGAGAGCGACUCUGUGGGACAGCCGGCCACCAAUUCCACCUCUGAUCAGAUAUCCCGUGUGAGGCAAAGUCUUCUUAAGGACGGACUCAGGAACAACUCCAGGCAUUCAAGCUUUGGGCCCCAAGAGAAUCAUCAGCACCUGGAUUCACAUCCAAUAGCUCGUGGUACCACUUUGUACCGGGAAAAUCAAGUGGACUCUUCAGAGCAGCACGAAGUGGAUGGCAGCUAUGAUGAUAUGGACAUGGAGGGAUAUGACUACGGCUAUGAAGACCCAGACCUCUUGUACGACUACGAAGACGGCUUACAGGGCCCCAAGGGAGAGCCAGGUCUUCCGGGUCUUCCUGGUCCCCCUGGUUUACCUGGUCCUCAAGGAGCAAGAGGCACUCGGGGUCCUGAUGGACCACAUGGAAAACCUGGACCAGCAGGACCACCUGGAACCAAGGGUGCAAAAGGAGACCCAGGGCUGUCUCCAGGCCAAGCUCCACCAGGAGAAAAGGGCGAUAAAGGUCCACCAGGUCUGCCAGGUCCUGAUGGUUUUCCAGGCUUGCUGGGUCCCAAAGGUUAUCCAGGACCACCUGGACUUCCAGGAGAACAAGGCAUACCAGGAGUACUUGGGGAAGCUGGGGCUGCAGGUUACCCUGGCAGGCAGGGUACUGCCGGGCCAGAAGGUAACCCGGGGCCUAAAGGGGUUCGAGGUUUCAUUGGACUUCCUGGUAUUUCUGGACCAUUAGGCCUGGAAGGAGAGAAAGGCCCACCUGGUCCUCCUGGAAAACCUGGUCCCAAAGGAAGACACGGUGUGGUGGGUGAUAUUGGUGAAAGGGGGCCGACAGGUCCUGAUGGCAAUGAGGGGCCUGUUGGUGGGACUGGUAUUGGCGGCUUUCCGGGCCUGAGGGGGGACCUGGGCGCUGAGGGGCCUCGAGGACAGGCUGGUUUGGUCGGACCGAAGGGACCAGCAGGACGAGCUGGCCUGCCUGGAUUGAAAGGUGAUAAGGCCGAAGUGGGACAACGGGGCGAACCAGGAGAGAUGGGGUACCAUGGCGAUAAGGGUCUACUUGGUGCAGCUGGUCCUCCUGGUCCAAGAGGAAAACCAGGACCACCGGGUAGAAUUGGAGAUAUGGGGCUUCAAGGACCUUCUGGACCUCCAGGACCAGAGGGUUUUCCUGGAGACAUAGGAGUGCCUGGGCCCAACGGACUUCCUGGACCAAAGGGUUUGUUAGGUGCCAGAGGGAUCCAAGGUCCAUCUGGGCCAAAAGGAACCCAGGGCGAUGAAGGACCACUUGGCCCACCUGGCAAUGCAGGCCCAACUGGAAGGCCAGGAAGGAAAGGCCACACAGGUGAACCAGGUCCAGAUGGUUUGCUGGGAGAAAAAGGGGACAUCGGAAAUGUUGGAAAAAUCGGACCACAAGGUCCUGUUGGCCUGAUCGGGGUAGCUGGUGUGAUAGGAGUUCCUGGUGAAAAGGGUGACCGAGGACCGGCAGGUCCAACGGGGCCCGCAGGAGAGAAAGGACCACAAGGUUAUCCAGGGUUGCCCGGAGGUCCUGGGGACAUCGGCAUGCAAGGUACUCCUGGUCCACAGGGGCAGAGAGGUAGUCCAGGGAGUGCUGGUCCGAAGGGUCGCAGGGGGCCUCGAGGUCCUGACGGCCCACUGGGAGAACCCGGCCCCGAGGGGACCAAGGGCGAAAGGGGUGACAUUGGGACAAAAGGAGAAGCCGGAUUAAUUGGCAAAAUUGGCAUUCCGGGGGACAGAGGCCUCCCCGGCAAGCCUGGUAAAGCAGGUAUCCCGGGCAGUACUGGGGAGAGAGGCCCCCACGGUGAGGGUGGACCCAGAGGACCUCUUGGAGAGGCUGGACCUGAAGGAGUGCAAGGGCCUGAAGGUGGGCCUGGUGUAGAGGGGGAACCAGGUGCCAUUGGAGAGCCAGGGUCGAAGGGUGACGCUGGGCCUUCAGGAUCCGAAGGAGAGCAGGGGCAAGAAGGAAUUAAAGGUCCUCCUGGUCCACCUGGUGAAGACGGUCCUCAAGGGAAAGAUGGUCCAAAGGGUGAGCCCGGUGAGCGUGGCCCAGUCGGAGAGCCUGGGGACAAAGGGUUAGAAGGACACCCAGGGCCUCCUGGACCACCUGGACAAGCUGGGAAACAGGGCUUCCGGGGGCCAGAAGGAAAACUGGGAGCCCCAGGAAACAGGGGACGGAGUGGAAAGAAGGGUGAGAGGGGUUCUCUUGGCAUUGUUGGUGAACCUGGUGAUCGUGGAGACAUCGGCCAGCCAGGCGAGGCAGCGCUUAAAGGGACCAGAGGAACUCGAGGGCCUCCAGGUCAACCUGGCAUCAUGGGCAUAGAAGGGCAACCGGGAUUGGCAGGCUACACAGGUCAUCCUGGCAAGCCAGGGCCAAUUGGACCUCCAGGGCCUAAAGGUGAAAAGGGUUAUCCAGGCGAGGACAAUAAGACUCCAGGACGACCAGGGCCCUUAGGUGAACCAGGUCCACCAGGAGAGCAGGGAGAUCGUGGAGAGCCAGGAGAUGAAGGGUAUCAGGGACAUAUUGGUACCACUGGAUCUCGCGGUGCUGUUGGACCACCAGGCCUACCAGGAUCACCAGGCAUGCCUGGAAAUCCAGGUUCAAAAGGCGAGAUGGGUUCUCCGGGUCCUGGAGGGAAAAAAGGAGCAAGGGGUUUGAGUGGCGCUCCUGGAGUCGAAGGGCCAUUUGGUUUACCUGGACCCAAAGGCAUGAAGGGCUACUCCGGAUCUGAUGGACCCCCAGGGCUGACUGGCUUGCCAGGAUUACCUGGGAAACAAGGACGGCAGGGUCACCGAGGUUUGGUUGGGCUAGUAGGACCUGCUGGACGUCCAGGUACUAGGGGCAGUGUUGGUCUUUCAGGACCACCUGGAGAUAUUGGAGCACCUGGUCAGAAGGGGGACAGGGGCCUCCAAGGAGAUAGGGGAUUGUCAGGGCUAAAAGGCUUGGCGGGGGCUGCAGGUGACCAAGGCAGGAACGGCGAGACAGGAACCAAAGGACAACCAGGGGAACCAGGCAAUCUGGGAAUGGCUGGUUUGCAGGGCUUUCCAGGUCCAAAGGGUCCAAAUGGAGACGUAGGACUGAAAGGUUUAAUCGGCCCCAAGGGCCCAAUGGGUACUAUGGGAUUCGCUGGACCAGUAGGACCUGAAGGAAAAAUGGGUCCAAUGGGAAAACCUGGGCCACGAGGUCCAAGGGGUAGCAGCGGUGAAAUGGGGCCCCAAGGACCACAUGGACGUCCAGGACCCAGAGGUCCCCCUGGUGCUCCAGGUCCUACUAGGCAGCUAUAUGAGGAUUCAGCAUUCUACAGCCCGUCUGACUCUAAUGGUUCCCCCGGGAAAGAGAAUUUCCAGAACACUGACGUCAGCCUACCAGACCCGAGUUCCGAGAUCUUUAAGACAUUGAAUUACAUGAGCAGUGUGAUCGAAAGCAUUAAAAAGCCCCACGGAACAAGAGAGAACCCUUCUCGUGUCUGUAAAGACUUGAUGGAUUGUCAUCACAAGCUAAAAGAUGGAUGGUUCUGGAUUGAUCCAAACCUUGGAUGCACUUCAGAUGCUUUCCAGGCUUUUUGCAACUUUACUGCAGGGGGUCAGACUUGUUUACAUCCCCUGGCUCCCAAUAAGAUGGUGUUUGGUGUAGGGAAAGUCCAAAUGAAGUUUCUCCAUUUACUGAGUACUGAGGCCAGCCAUAGCAUCACACUCCAUUGCCUAACAGAUCCUUCCAACAGCACCGCAGAUGGCUUCGUCUCUCCCGGCCACACACAUAAUCGUCGGUUUCAAGGCUGGAACAAUCAAACGUUCGAGACCGACACGCUACUUGAACCACACAUGCUACAAGACGAGUGUGAGAUCCAAGAUGGCAGCUGGCACCAGUCCCGUUUCUUCUUCCAUACUCAGGAGAGUCACCAACUACCUAUCGUAGACCUUGAGGAACCCACAACGCCACGUCCCAAUGUUCAGCAACAUAUAGAAGUUGGUCCUGUUUGCUUUUUUUGAAGUAACUGCCAUCAUUCUCGGCCUUGUUUACACAAUUGGCUGGAUCCCUCCUGAAUGUUUUCCAUCCAAGGAAAAAAAACUGUACUCAUCAUGUAUGAAAUAUGGUUUUGCUUGUUUCAAUAUUAGCCGAAUGGUGCUAAGACUGGCUGUAUAUAUGGACCCAUAUUGCCCUCAAAUCCCAGUGUUGGGCCUCACUAUGCAGCAGCCAAUCAAAGUCCACUAAAACACACCUCGCCUCCCCUCCACACACACUCAGACCCUACUUAAAGGAGUGUCUAUGAUGGGAGCACUGUAUAACUACAAGUAUAUAUGAGUGCAAUAGCAUGUGGAUGUUGUUGAAAUGAUUUCCAGGCAGAGGCUUGAUGGAUAUUGUUUUCAUGAAAUGUUCAUCUUCACAGAUGGUGCUCUACCUCUACCUUGCUUUCUCAAAUAAUUGCUUCUAGGUUAGUCUUUGUUUCCUUUGUGUCGUAUGUACCGGUUACAUCAAGGUUUAUUAUGUUGUAUAAGUACUUAUGUUGAUUUGGUCACUUUUAAUUUAUGAACCGUUAUUUAGUGUGCUACAUAUUUUUGUAGCUUUAGCUUACAUGUGGUAGGUUCUUCUGGGGAAUCUUGUCAUUGGUGCUGCAACAACAAAUGAGUCAGUGGUAGUUUUUCUUUUCUUUUUUUUUGCGUUUCCUGUGUAUAUAUUGCCAGCAUACUGUAUGUUUAUUUAUAUCCUUUUUGGUUUUUAACAUUACUGUACAACAGUAAAUAAUACUCUCAGAGAACUACUUGUUCAACCACACUUAUAGAAGUAUUUAUGUUUUGGUGGUGUUUUUUCUGUACAGUUAUCACACUCCAGUUUGAUCGGAGGUAGCUGCAGUGAACUGGCAGCUAAAGCCAGAAUUCUAUAAAACACAGUCGUCAUAUCCUUAAGUUAUAUUACUUUAAGCAAAGUAUAAUUAUAUAAAUCCUCUGGAUAAAAGAAAUGGAUGCAUUUGUAUAAAUAAUA
Molecule: messenger RNA, 6453 nt
Organism: Entelurus aequoreus (snake pipefish)
Lineage: Eukaryota; Metazoa; Chordata; Actinopteri; Syngnathiformes; Syngnathidae
Gene: col24a1
Product: collagen alpha-1(XXIV) chain
Exons: 60
Coding region: 324-5462 (1712 amino acids)
Molecular function (GO): extracellular matrix structural constituent
Source: RefSeq, a predicted model, not a curated record